Messenger RNA from Cooperia oncophora, 777 nucleotides. The record is from the annotation of a GenBank genome assembly. Lineage: Eukaryota; Metazoa; Nematoda; Chromadorea; Rhabditida; Trichostrongylidae.
AUGUUUGCCGUCGGUGGAAUGUUCGGCGGUUUGAUUUCUGGAUGGCUAGCCGAUAAAGUCGGUCGACGAGGUGGUCUACUAUACAACAAUCUGCUCGCGUUCGUUGCUGCUGCUCUGAUGGGCUUGGCGAAGCCGGGCGGUGCCUAUCCGAUGAUUGUGCUGGGCCGAUUGUUCAUUGGAUUUUACUGUGGAUUGACGUGCAUUGUUCCGAUGUACCUGGCCGAGACGUCACCAACGAAUCUCCGUGGAAUGCUCGGUUCUCUGCAUCAGCUGCUGGUUACCAUUGCUAUAUUGGUCUCUCAGAUACUGGGCUUACCGUACAUACUUGGUACUACAGAGCGAUGGCCCUGGAUUUUUGCGUUCACAGUCGUACCGGCUGUGCUGCAAGUGAUCACAUUGCCGAUGAUUCCCGAAUCGCCCAAAUACACGCUGUGCGUUCGUGGACAGCAGGACAAAGCAACCAGAGAUCUGAAGAAAUUGAGAGGGACAAAUGAUGUGAGCGCCGAAAUUGAAAUGUUCCGCGAAGAAGCCGCAGCCAGUGGAGCGGCAGCAGCACAACGUCCUUCAAUGGUUGACAUGUUCCGUGGAUCAUUGCUAUGGCCGAUGACGAUCGCUAUCAUGAUGAUGCUUGCUCAGCAAUUAUCAGGUAUCAACGUAGCGAUGUUCUACUCGACGGUAAUUUUCAAGCAGGCUGGUCUUAGCAACGAAAGUGCCGUUUAUGCAACAAUUGGCAUGGGUACGGUAAAUGUGAUCAUGACCGUCAUUUCUGUAUGGCUG